Molecule: messenger RNA, 2252 nt
Organism: Sitodiplosis mosellana (orange wheat blossom midge)
Lineage: Eukaryota; Metazoa; Arthropoda; Insecta; Diptera; Cecidomyiidae
Exons: 2
Coding region: 141-2252 (703 amino acids)
Molecular function (GO): nucleic acid binding
Source: RefSeq, a predicted model, not a curated record
UCCGCGGUUCCGCCCGCAUAAUCGAAUUGAAUGUUCACGUUAACUUAUACAACCCAUUACAAGGUUCAUCGUAUAUUGAAACUCCUAAAAAGUUACGAUAUAAACAUGCAGUUAUCAACGUACAAAAUCAACUUGACGAAAUGUGCUUCAAAUGGGCUAUUCUAUCUGCUAUACAUCCGGUAACUGAUCAUCCAGAGCGAGUUCGUCAUUAUUAUCAAUAUGAGAACGAAUUGAAUUUUGAUGGAAUCGAUUUUCCCGUCCAUUUGAACCAAAUCGACAAAUUUGUUCGACAAAAUAACACUAUAUCGAUAAAUGUAUAUUAUUAUGAUGAUGACAAUGAGGGUCAUAUAUGUCCAUUACGUGUGAGUAAUGAAGUUAAGCAGCAUCACAUUCAUUUGCUGCUAAUAAAAAACGGAGAAAGUGUUAAUGAAACUGAGGUGAGAAAUUUUAAAACAGCUAGCACUUCCAACAUGAUUAAGGAGAUCUGCGAUAAUAAUUCAAUUCGUACUCAUUAUUGUUGGAUAAAAAAUUUAAGCCGUUUAGUCAGAAGUCAGCUGAGUAAACAUAAAUCUCGAAAUUACAUUUGCGAUCGCUGUCUAAUAUUUUAUGAUACAAAUGAAAAAUUAAUGAAACAUACAGCAAAAUGUACAAACGAGUGUAGCAUUGAAAUGCCCGAUCAAACAUGGAAAUGGAUGAAAUUUGAUAACUAUAAACAUCAGCUGAAAGCACCAUUUGUUGUUUACGCUGAUACUGAAGCAUAUCUGAAGGGGCUCAGUAUGGAAGAUCAAAAAUGCAUAUUUAGCGAGGAAUGUUCAACUACCGCAUAUCAGCAGCAUCAUAUGUACAGCGUUGGAUAUUACUUUAAAUGUGAAUUUGACGAUUCACUUUCAUAUUACCGAAGCAGCGGCAAUCGUACCGAUAGCGUCGAAUGGUUCAUCACAGAAUUGAAGAACCUCGCCCAUGGAGUUGCAAUGUUAUUUGAUAAAAACACACCAAUGCUACCGUUAACUGAAGAUGAGAGAUAUGCAUUUCAAAAUCCAAAUGCAUUAUGUACGAUUUGUGGUGAUAUUUUUGAAGCAUAUGAUAUUAGAGUACAUGAUCACUGUCAUCUCACCGGUCGAUAUAGAGGUCCAGCCCAUCAAGCAUGCAAUUUACAGUUCCAAGAUAGCCACGUUGUACCCGUUAUUAUGCACAAUUUGUCGGGGUACGACUCACAUCUAUUCAUAAAAGAGUUGGCAGCAAAUAAUAUUAUAAAUGGAGAUGUUUCAAUUAUUCCUGCUAAUGUGGAACAAUACAUCGCUUUCACGAAAGUAGUGACAGGGAGCACACGUGGACUCAAUACGAGAGAAAACGUAAAAUUUAAAUUUAUUGAUUCAUAUCGAUUCAUGCCUGCAUCUCUAGCUGAAUUAGCAUCACUACUAUCGGCAGAUAAAAAACAAAUAUUGUAUAACGAAUGUGAGAAAAAUGGCUACACACCAGCACAAAUCGCUAUGCUUGAACGUAAAGGCGUUUUUCCUUAUGAAUAUGUGAGCGGUAUGAAGCAGCUAAAAGAGGCAAAGCUACCAUCAAAAGCAGAUUUUUACAGCAAACUUCGUGGAGAAGGAAUAUCGCAUGACGACUACCAAUUCGCUCACGAUAUCUGGCAGAAAUUCAAUUGUAAAACGGUCGGAGAUUAUUCCGAACUAUAUCUAAAGACGGAUGUGCUACUGUUGGCCGAUAUAUUUGAACAUUUUCGAAAUACAUGCCAUGCGAUUUACAGUUUGGAUCCAUCUAACUACUAUACAGCUCCUGGCCUUUCGUGGGACGCCAUGCUAAAAUAUACCAGAGUGGAAAUUGAACUGUUAACUGAUGUGGAAAUGUUGCUGUUCAUCGAACGUGGAAUUCGCGGUGGCAUAAGUCAGUGCAGUAAACGUCAAGUUAAAGCCAACAAUAAAUACAUGGGAGAUGUAUACAAUGAUGAGAAACCUUCAAAUUAUUUAAUGUAUUUAGAUGCAAAUAACCUGUAUGGACAUGCAAUGUCGCAACCAUUACCGCUGAGAGAUUUCAAAUGGAUUGAAUACAACAUUGUGAAGACAUCUUUUUCAGAUGCAGAUGAAAUAGCUAAAUUAGCUGACGAUUCGACAUACGGCUAUAUAUUCGAGGUGGAUCUGCAAUAUCCAAAAAAUUUACAUGCUACACAUAAUGAUUUUCCAUUUUGUGCUGAAAAGCGAACGCUUCCGCAAAACCGAAUAAAAUCGAAAAAUUAUUGUUAA